AUGCCCACGGUCGCUGAAGAGUAUGAAGUCCUUCUCAAGUUCUCGAAUGAUACACACGACUGCGCGACAGUACAGCUACUGCGAGAAUACAGCAGGAACGCAGGCGCGUUCGUCCUUCUUCAGCCAGGAGAGGUCAUCACGCUCGUGCUAGAGGCAGGCUCGACAUACAGAUACGUGUUGAAGACGCGCUCGAAGCUCGCCAGCGUCUCUGCACGAGCAUGGCGAGACGUCCACUGCACGGUUUCACAACUCUUCGCACAGCAACAACAUCACCAGCAACAACAACAGAUACAGGCGGGCUCUGUGAGUCCCGUCAACGGCCUUACCGUCGAUCGGAUAUGGCGGGACUUCAGGUUUACCAUGUGGACCGAUUGA
Molecule: messenger RNA, 375 nt
Organism: Stereum hirsutum FP-91666 SS1
Lineage: Eukaryota; Fungi; Basidiomycota; Agaricomycetes; Russulales; Stereaceae
Exons: 2
Coding region: 1-375 (124 amino acids)
Source: RefSeq, a predicted model, not a curated record